Molecule: messenger RNA, 1802 nt
Organism: Entrophospora candida
Lineage: Eukaryota; Fungi; Glomeromycota; Glomeromycetes; Entrophosporales; Entrophosporaceae
Source: the annotation of a GenBank genome assembly
UUAGUGAUACUGCUUCAAAAGAUAAAUUAAAAGAUUUAAGUGGUCCCACUAUUAUUGAGUUAUUAUCAACAUCAACAUCCUCAAUAUCAGAAAAAUAUAAAAACCAAUUUAACAUUGCCAACAAAGAAGUUGUACCAGAUGAUUUUACCGAAAUACAAAAGGUGGUAAUUCAAUGGUGUGAUAAGGAGAAACUUGAUGUUGUGCUGACGACAGGUGGUACGGGAUUUAGUGUCAGAGACAUUACACCAGAAGCUAUACAACCUUUAUUAAAUAAAACAUCAUCUGGGAUAACUCAUUUAUUGAUCUCAUCAUCACUUCAGAAAACACCAUUUGCGGCCUUAAGUAGACCAAUUAGUGGUAUACGUGGUGAGACAAUUGUCAUAACAUUACCUGGUAGUCCUAAAGCUGUAAAAGAAAAUUUGGAAGCCAUUAUAAACAUCUUACCUCAUGCAAUUGAUUUAGUCAAAGGUGGCACUGGUGAAAAUGUUCAUACAAAAUUAACUGGUAAUAGUGGUGGUGGUCAUGAUUUCACAAAACGUCAACGCAAAUCACCAUACCCAAUGAUUUCAGUUGAAGAAGCAUUGAAAAUCAUUGAAAAUGAUGUUCAAGAACUAUCAAAAGUUGUUAUAACUGUUCCUGUCAAUGAAAAUUUGAUUGGUUAUGUUUUUGCAGAAGAUGUUUUGGCAAAUGAAAAUGUUCCAGGGUAUCGUGCUUCAACUGUUGAUGGAUAUGCUGUUAUUAGAAUUUAUCCUGUUGUGGGAACUUCUAUUGCUAGUGGUAUAGGAUCAGAAAAAUUGAUGAUAAAAUCAGGUCAAAUUGCUAGAAUCACAACUGGAGGACCUGUUCCUAAUGGUGCUAAUGCUGUUGUUAUGGUUGAAGAUACUUCUCUUGUUAAAGCAUCUGAAGAUAAUCUGACUGAACAAUCUGUGGAGAUCCAUGUUCAAGUAAAUGAAAUGGAAAAUAUUAGAGAGAUUGGAUCAGACACCAGUAUUGGUAUGAUUGUUGCUAGAAAAGGUGAAUUGGUGUCAGCUGUAGGUGGUGAGAUAGGUGUUUUGGCAUCAGUAGGAGUUAAAGAAGUAAAAGUUUAUAAAAAAAUGGUGUUUGGAAUAUUGUCCACUGGUAAUGAAGUGAUUGAUUAUAAGGACACAAAUGAACUAAAAUAUGGGCAAAUACGUGAUAGUAAUCGACCUACACUUUUGUCAAUUGCAAAAGCUAUUGGAUUUGAAGUUUUUGAUUUUGGGAUUGCUAAGUUGGAAAAAACCAUCAGAACAGCAUUAAAUCAAGUAGAUAUACUUGUAACAACAGGUGGUGUAUCAAUGGGUGAAUAUGAUUUACUUAAACCUGUUUUAGAACAUUCUUUAGGUGCUACUAUACAUUUUGGUAGACUAAAUAUGAAACCAGGGAAACCAACUACUUUUGCAACACUUAAACAGCCCUCAAAAAAAUUGAUUUUUGCUUUACCAGGAAAUCCUGUUUCUACCACAGUUACAUUUUAUUUAUUUGUAUUACCUGUACUUAAGAAAUUGUCUGGUUAUGAAAUUUAUAAAUCUCCAAUUGUAAAAGUUGAGAUUAGAAAUAAUAUUAAACUUGAUCCAAGACCAGAAUAUCAUCGAAUAAUUAUAAACUUUGAUCAUUUGAAUAAUAAAUUAAUGGCUACAUCUACUGGUAAUCAAAUUAGUAGUUGUAUGAUGAGUUUAAAAAGUUGUAAUGGAUUAUUGCAAUUGCCGGGUAGGACUAAUACACAAACAAUUCUUGAAAAAGGGACAAUCAUUGAUGCUAUGUUGAUUGGUCAAUUGAUUUAA